Xiphias gladius (swordfish) is the source of this 2083-nucleotide messenger RNA. It is a transcript of the gene alas1, whose product is annotated as aminolevulinate, delta-, synthase 1. The coding region runs from base 203 to 2083 and encodes 626 amino acids. Gene Ontology annotation, cellular component: mitochondrion; mitochondrial matrix. Gene Ontology annotation, molecular function: pyridoxal phosphate binding; 5-aminolevulinate synthase activity. Lineage: Eukaryota; Metazoa; Chordata; Actinopteri; Istiophoriformes; Xiphiidae. The record is from RefSeq and is a predicted model, not a curated record. The transcript has 11 exons. Gene Ontology annotation, biological process: heme biosynthetic process; erythrocyte development; hemoglobin biosynthetic process.
CUCGUCCUUUUUCGUUCGUCCUCAGUGCAGGAUAACGGAGCACCCAUUGCCCUAAUCUCCUCUCAACAUCAAAGAUACGAGUAUUUCUUUUUUUUUUUAUCCUUCUCACUGCUGCUGAUACCCUGUCCACCACACGACUGAUACAGAGGAUCGCGCCUGAAAGUGUGAAGUUUUUUUUUUAGAGAUCUCGCGACUGGUGACUAUGGAUGUGAUCGUGCGUCGGUGUCCGUUCCUGGCUCGUGUGCCCCAGGCCUUCUUCCAGCAGUCCAAAAAAUCUAUGGUAGUGUAUGCCCAGCGAUGCCCUAUCAUGAUGGAGCUGGCCUCAAAACCUAUGGCCCCAUCAAUGGUACGGGCCCUCUGUUCAUCCUCCUCCCACCAGAAGACUGAGGACACCAUGCCCGCUGUUGAAGGCCCCAAACAAGAAGUCAAGCCCAAGCUGCCUGCUGGACACCCUAUGCCGCCCUCAGGCCAGGCGGUGACCUCCAAAUGCCCUUUCCUGGCUGCUGAGAUGGGCCAGAGGAACAGCAGUGUGGUCCGCCAGGUUGGCAUGGAGUUCCAAGAGGAUGUUCAGGAAGUCCGCACUGUCCAGAAAGAAGUGUCCCCUGCCCAGUUGAAGAAGCCGUCCUUGGCCAGUACCACUAAGGGAAGCGGAGGGGAGCCGACUAAUCUAAUGAAGACCCUCCUGAAACAGCGACCUAAAAGCGUUUCCCACUUGCUGCAGGACAACUUGCCAGGCAGUAUGUCCCGCUUCCAAUAUGAUGACUUUUUUGAGAAGAAGAUAGAAGAGAAGAAGAGUGACCACACAUACCGCGUGUUUAAGACCGUGAAUCGUCUGGCGAACGAGUUCCCCAUGGCCGACGACUUCACAGGCUCUCUAGCAGAAAAGAGGGAGGUGUCUGUGUGGUGCAGCAACGACUAUCUAGGCAUGAGUCGACACCCUCGAGUCGUUCAGUCCAUUAUGGAUACUUUACGAAAGCACGGGUCAGGUGCAGGAGGCACCAGGAACAUUUCUGGGACCAGUAAAUUCCACGUGGAGCUGGAACAUGAACUGGCUGACCUCCACAAGAAGGAUGCCGCACUGCUCUUCACCUCCUGCUUUGUGGCCAAUGACUCAACCCUCUUCACCCUCGCUAAGAUGCUGCCUGGGUGUGAGAUCUACUCUGAUGCAGGCAACCAUGCCUCAAUGAUCCAGGGUAUCAGAAACAGUGGUGCUAAGAAAUUCAUUUUCCGCCACAAUGAUGUGGCCCAUCUCCGAGAGCUGCUGCAGAGGGCAGACCCCUCCAAACCGAAGAUCGUGGCCUUUGAGACCGUCCAUUCCAUGGAUGGUGCUGUGUGUCCACUUGAGGAGAUGUGCAAUGUGGCCCAUGAGUUUGGUGCCAUCACCUUCGUAGACGAGGUUCACGCUGUGGGCCUGUAUGGUGCUAGAGGAGGGGGCAUUGGAGACAGGGAUGGCAUCAUGCACAAGAUGGAUAUCAUCUCAGGGACACUAGGCAAGGCCUUUGGCUGUGUGGGUGGCUACAUUGCGAGUACCGCUGCCCUGGUGGACACGGUGCGUUCCUAUGCUGCUGGUUUCAUCUUCACCACCUCUCUGCCACCGAUGCUGUUAGCGGGAGCCAAGCAGUCCAUCCAGGUUCUCAAAGGGGAAGAGGGCCGCGCACUGAGACGUAAACACCAGCGCAACGUCAAGCUCCUCAGACAGAUGCUGAUGGACUCCGGGCUGCCCAUGGUGCACUGUCCCAGCCACAUCAUCCCAGUCCGGGUGUCAGACGCGGAGAAAAAUACAGAGGUGUGUGACAUCAUGAUGAGUCGCCAUAACAUCUACGUGCAGGCCAUCAACUAUCCCACUGUUGCCAGGGGAGAAGAGCUCCUGCGUAUCGCUCCAACACCUCACCACACCCCUGAGAUGAUGAAAUACUUUGUUGAGAGGCUGGUGCACACAUGGAAGGAGGUGGGCCUGGAGCUGAAGCCCCACUCGUCAGCAGAGUGUACGUUCUGUCAGCAGCCGCUGCACUUCGAGCUGAUGAGCGAGCGAGAAAGGUCUUACUUCAGCGGCCUCAGCCACCCUAUCUCAGCCUGCGCAUAA